Necator americanus (New World hookworm) is the source of this 309-nucleotide messenger RNA. RefSeq lists its product as uncharacterized. The record is from RefSeq and is a predicted model, not a curated record. Lineage: Eukaryota; Metazoa; Nematoda; Chromadorea; Rhabditida; Ancylostomatidae. Gene Ontology annotation, biological process: protein import into mitochondrial intermembrane space. Bases 1 to 309 code for a protein of 102 amino acids. Gene Ontology annotation, cellular component: mitochondrial intermembrane space. Gene Ontology annotation, molecular function: protein-disulfide reductase activity. The transcript is spliced from 3 exons.
AUGAAACAAGAAGGAAAACAUGUCAUACAUUUCAUUAGUCACGAAGAGCUUUUGAAACCGUUGCCAAGUGAAUUGAAACAUUUGUUGGAUGACAGGAUUUAUGAACCAACCUCUUUCCACGAUGAUGGUCGCAUUAACGAGGAAUGUCCUUGUCUUCAUUCUGCUCUAGCUCAUCGGUGUGGUUAUCUGAUGCGAGAGGCUAUUCACUGUUACAACUCAUCCACAAUGACUCCAAGAGGUGCCGAAUGUGAGGAGCAGUUCAUGAAGCAAGCGCUCUGUGUGAAGCAGUAUGGAGGAGAAAAGGAGUGA